UGUCGGUGCUGUAGCUGAGUUUGAUCGCCAGGUGGCGAAGGUACGAGAGCUCAGUGUUUCACCUCCCGAAGAAGAAGGCGAAGAAGAAUUCUCAUCUCUGUGAAUAAUAAUAAUAAUAAUCCUUCAGGAUCAUUUAAGCUCUAAUUUUCUCCUUCUGUCUCAUUUUAUUUCUUUUCUCUUUCAUUCUGAGAGUUUGAGAGGAAAACAGACAGACAGACAGACAGACAGACAGACAGACAGAGAGAUAAAGGAUGUCUGAGGUGGAGUUAUCAUGCUUGGCGUGUGUAAAGAUGUUCCUGCACACUAGUGUGUAUCCACGCUGCAGUGUGAACGGGCUGCUGUUAGCACCUGCAGGAGGUGUGUGUGACGAAGGUGUGUGUGUGACAGACUGUGUCCCUCUACUGCACUCUCAUCUUCCACUGGCCAUGAUCGCUCAGCUUGCUCUCACACAGGUGGACAUGUGGUGUUCUCAGACGCAGCAGAGGAUUGUGGGAUAUUACCAGGCUAAUGCUAAUCUGUCUGACUGCAGUCCAACUGCAUGUGCUUUCAAAAUGGCAGACAAAAUCGUGGAGCAGAGCAGCAACGCAGUGUUACUGAUGAUCGAUGGAAAGAAAAUGUCACCUGGAUAUCGUGUUCCUCCGAUAGUGAUGUACGAGCAUAAAGACUCACGAUGGACCUUAAAAGACAAACACACUAUAAUGCUCCGCCAGUGGGAGGAAACCCGAGCAGUCACCGCUCAGUUACUGAACUCCGGGGAUCACACAUUGUUGGUUGACUUUGACAACCAUUUGGAUGACAUCACAAAGGACUGGACCAAUCAGAAACUCAAUGCUAAGGUCAUGGAGCUCGUCUGUCCAGCUAACGGCAGCAUGUAAACGUCAGUGUUGUUUAUGUGUCAGAGAAUAAACUCACUGUCCUUCUGAUGACCUAAAGUGCGUGAAAGAAAUUAUUUUUAAUAUUAUUUCAAAUUCAUUUAACAUUUCAAUCCAUAAAUGUAACUUUUUGUUCUUGCUGUUCAAUGUUUUUAGUUAUAAUUAAUACUUAUUCAUUAUGUCCUGUUUUUGUGUACAUUGAAAUAUUCUAAUGACUGAUUUUUAAAACCAUUCUAAAAUGUUUAUAUUUUAAUUAAUUUGUUUAUACAAUUAAUUGAUUUAAAUAUAUAAUUUUAUAUGUAUCGAUCUUUGCAUGUGUUAGGAAAAGCAAUAGGUAAAUUAUUAAAUGCCAGAGCAUUUACAUCAGUAUUAACUGGUGAAUUUGUGGUAAAAGAAUUUUUCUUGAUUUUAAAAUAAAAUUUUAUUUACA
Molecule: messenger RNA, 1302 nt
Organism: Tachysurus fulvidraco (yellow catfish)
Lineage: Eukaryota; Metazoa; Chordata; Actinopteri; Siluriformes; Bagridae
Gene: emc9
Product: ER membrane protein complex subunit 9
Exons: 6
Coding region: 252-875 (207 amino acids)
Cellular component (GO): EMC complex
Source: RefSeq, a predicted model, not a curated record